AUGAAGAGUCUAAAUUUAUCUUCCUACCCUAAUCCCAUAAUUUCCCCCCGCCGUUCAUCCUCUCCCACAACUCACAACGCUGUCUAUGCUAUUCCUCCAUCUCCUUCUCUUCUAACUCAACAAAAUUCUCUCAGGUUCGCCGUUCUUGGCGCUGGUUUCGCUGGCCUUUCUGUCGUUUGGCAUUUGUUCAAGCAAAGUUCUAAGGAGUUAAACCUAAAAAUUGAUAUAUAUGAUGAAGUCGGUAUUGGGGGCGGUGCUUCUGGAAUCUCUGGAGGUCUUCUUCACCCUUAUUCCCCAAAAGUUAAGCCUCUCUGGGAGGCUGCUCAGUGUUGGAAAGAGAGCAUUAAGCUCUUGAGAAUUGCCGAAGAAGCUAGUCUUGAAGAAGACAUGAAACCUUUUGUGGUUAAUAAAAGGGGUAUCUUACGACCGGCAAUGGAUAUGAAGAACGUGACCAAAUUGAAUGAUAACGCCGAGAAUUGUCUUUCUUGCUGCAGAGUAGAAAGAUUUAAUAAUGAAGAGGCUCAGGGUAUCUUACCUGGUGUAUUAUUACCAUUUAACACAGCUUUCUUUAUGCCUGAAGCUAUAAAUAUCAAUCCUCAACACUACCUUGAGGCGCUUUUUCGAGCAUGUGAGAAUUUAGUGAAAGAAUCAUCCUGUCAGGACUCUGGAGAGAAACAGCUCAGUUUACACAAAAAAUCUGUCCAUGGACUUUCUGAGUUUGAAGGGGAAUACGACGCAGUCAUCAUAUGCCUUGGUGCAAAAGCGAACACCCUUCCUGAGAUUUCCGGGAGGCUUCCUUUGAGGACAUGUAGGGGUGUAAUUUUGAACCUGGAACCACCUGAUAUUACGAGGUGUUAUCCUGAGCAUGGACCUUCCAUAUUAUCAGAUGCAUGGAUAGCCGUUGAGAGCUCUCGGAGUCUAAAUGUGGGUUCAACUUGGGAGUGGAAAUCUAUAAAUUCAUCAUCUGAUGUUUCAAUUGACGAAGCUUCAAAAGCUCUUCACAAGCUCCUGCCAAAGGCAUCUACUAUUUUUCCUGAAAUAAAGGAUUGGGUUUUCACCGGAGCAAAAGCUGGUCUGAGGGCAAUGCCUCCACUCACUCCCCUUGGAUCGCUUCCACUUCUGGGUUGUAUUAAUGACAUCAUAGACCGUAAUCAUAGUUGUAAGUAUUGGUUAUUUGGAGGGUUAGGUUCAAGAGGAUUGUUAUACCAUGGUUGGUUAGGUAAUUUGAUGGCGCAUGCGGCGCUUUACUGUAAUGAAGAAGUAAUUCCAUCUGAAUUAACAUCUUGGAAAAACAUUAACCCCAAGUUUUAG
Messenger RNA from Lathyrus sativus (Indian pea), 1311 nucleotides. NCBI's taxonomy places the organism in Eukaryota, Viridiplantae, Streptophyta, Magnoliopsida, Fabales, Fabaceae. The record is from the annotation of a GenBank genome assembly.